UGUUUGCUGCUAGGUGGAGCCCGAGUAUAUGGCGAGAGCGGCAAUCCACAUCCGAUUUUUCCCUCCUCACCUUUCACUGGCUCUCCAAACCCUCGGUCUCCAUACAGAACUCCCAGCCAGUGCGCACAAUUGGUUUGUCAUAGUGGCAGAGAGCUCAGUGUUUGGACCCAAACAACUUAGAAUUUUUUCCCCCUGCGAAGCUUUUCUCUCAAGAUCCCCCCUCCUUAAAUUCUUCUGGAUACUCUUGUUGUGUGUGUUUGUGUGCGUGAGUGGUGAGGGCUGCUGGCGUUUUCGCCUUUCAGCUUCAUGGGACGUGAUGUAGCCCCCGCACAGAAGGACGUCUUGUGCCAUAAAGGGAUGUAAAGGACAGUACCGUGGAUACAACACGAGGAAGCUGCUGUUUCUCCUGCGACAUCAUCAGCACUUGGAUUCUGGACGCACAGCAGAUUCGACCGAGGAUAUUGAACGGAGCGCGACCGGAGGCAAACUAUUUGGAUUCGUUGUUUUCUCUCCUCGGCCCCUUUAUCAAGUCCGUUCCUCACACACAGUGCGUAAGGACGGUACCCAACGCCUGAAAGACAGUUGAGAGAGAAAUUAUCGCGAAUACUUUGAAUGGAAGGACAUGAGCUAUCCCUCCUUUUUACCAGUCAUUUCUAAAUCCGCGGACAGAACAUGGUUUUACUAUCUGGAAUGUGAUUCACAGGAUUUGUGAGAACACUCAAGAAUCACAAUCCGUCUCACACCAAGGGAUCGUCAAAGAAACUGUCAGCAUCAGCUUGUAUGGAGGAAAUCACUCAAAUGUACUGAGUUAUUGGGGCCAUUUGCGGCGAGCGUUAGUGCAUGGAUACAGGCUUGGAUCGCUGAGAUUUUGGACGGCAUCUGGCACCAAAACAACACGACUUGUGGUGUUGUGGGAUUUGUGGCGCAGUGGAGGGAGCUGUGCCAUAAAGAAAGCACCCGAUUCGGGCAUUUGCCAGCAAAAGACUGAACUCAACUGGGACCUUCAGCAGCGGGCGGUAAGAGGAGGAGGCCAUGUGGACCGCACGUCUGCUAGUCCUUGCCAGCCUCUUCGCACCAGCCGCUCUGGCCUUCAGUCGAGCACCCAUCCCCAUGGCGGUGGUGAGGAGGGAGCUGUCGUGCGAGAGCUAUCCCAUCGAGCUGCGCUGCCCAGGCACAGAUGUCAUCAUGAUUGAGAGCGCAAACUACGGCCGCACCGAUGACAAGAUCUGUGACGCAGACCCAGCACAGAUGGAGAACACGCGGUGUUACCUGCCAGAUGCAUACAAGAUCAUGUCACAAAGAUGUAAUAACCGGACCCAGUGUGCUGUUGUGGCUGGACCAGAUGUAUUUCCCGACCCUUGCCCGGGAACCUACAAAUAUCUGGAAGUCCAAUAUGAAUGUGUACCCUACAAAGUGGAACAAAAAGGCUCCUCAGUAUUCCUGUGCCCAGGGCUUCUACGCAGGGUGUACCAGAGCGAGCACCUCUUUGAAUCGGACCACCAGUCAGGAGCCUGGUGCAAAGAUCCUCUCCAGGCCUCCGAUAAGAUUUACUACAUGCCCUGGACACCCUACCGCACCGACACAUUGACUGAAUAUUCCUCCAAAGAAGACUUCAUCGCCGGAAGACCGACAACAACUUACAAGCUCCCACAUCGUGUUGACGGAACAGGCUUUGUGGUCUAUGACGGGGCACUCUUCUUCAACAAGGAGCGCACACGCAACAUUGUCAAGUUUGACCUGCGGACUCGUAUCAAAAGCGGCGAGGCCAUCAUUGCCAACGCCAACUACCAUGACACAUCUCCAUACCGCUGGGGAGGGAAGUCAGACAUUGACUUGGCUGUUGACGAAAAUGGCCUUUGGGUGAUUUAUGCCACUGAGCAGAACAAUGGGCGGAUUGUCAUCAGCCAGCUCAAUCCCUACACGUUACGUGUUGAGGGGACCUGGGACACAGCUUAUGACAAGCGCUCAGCAUCCAACGCCUUCAUGAUCUGUGGAAUCCUGUAUGUAGUAAAGUCAGUGUAUGAAGACGAUGACAAUGAGGCAACAGGAAACAAGAUUGACUACAUCUACAAUACAGAGCUAAGUAAAGAUGGCUUUCUGGACAUCGCUUUCCCCAACUCCUAUCAGUACAUCGCUGCAGUGGAUUACAAUCCCAGGGACAACCUGCUGUACGUUUGGAACAAUUACCAUGUUGUGAAGUACUCUCUAGACUUUGGAGCGUUGGACAACAGACUCGAAACUUCCUCCUCUGUAAUGGUCUACAUGGACACAUCGACCAUGACAACGAGGACCACCACUCGACCAACCACUGUUACUGUGACAUCCACAACUGCCAGGACUACCACUACCAAGAUGCCUGCCACAACAACUGCAAUGGCUCAGUGGCCACAGACCGCAUCCACAGUGGCGGCCCCUGUCCAGACGGUGUUGGAGGGUUUGGUCCCAGAAGACGAAGACAGGGUGCCGCCUUCCUCCAAGCUUCCCAACAUCAGGGUGGAGUACUGCAAUCCCCUGGUGAUGAUGGACAUCUCCUGGCCCAAGACCAAGCAGGGUGUGGUGGCCAAGAUGCCCUGUCCACCUGGAACCACAGGUGUGGCCUCAUACCUGUGCGUGGGUCCAGAGGGAUACUGGGACCCCCAGGGACCUGAUUUUAGCAACUGUACCUCCCCUUGGGUCAACCUCAUCAGCCAGAAGCUAAAAGCUGGAGAGACGGCUGCUGUCAUUGCCAGGGAAUUGGCGGAACAAACUAAGCGUAAUCUUCAGGCAGGAGACAUCACCUUCACAGUGAAGGCCAUGGUUCAGCUGGUGGAUCUCCUCGACGUGCAGUUGAGGAACCUCACGCCAGGUGGCAAAGAUAGCGCGGCACGGAGCCUCAACAAGCUGCAGAAAAGAGAACGCUCUUGCCGGUUUUAUGUUCAGGCCAUGGUGGAGACGGUCAACAAUUUGCUGCAGCCACAGGCCCAGGCAGCAUGGAGGGAGCUGAGCACAGGCGAGCAGCUGAGGGCCGCAACCAUGCUGCUGGACACGGUGGAGCAAGGGGCCUUCGUCCUGGCUGAUAACCUGCUGAAGACGGACAUUGUGCAAGAGAACACUGACAACAUUCAGCUGGAGGUGGCAAGGAUGAGCACAGAUGGGAAUUUGCCUGAUCUGAAGUUCCCACAAACCGGAGGACAGGGCAACUCUAUCCACCUCUCGGCGAACACGCUAAAGCAGCACGGAAGAAACGGUGAGAUUCGGAUAGCGUUUGUCCUGUACAAACAUAUCGGGGGCUACCUUGCAACAGAGAACGCCAGCAUGAAGCUGGGUAGCGAAGCCAUGGCUACCAAUUACUCCGUCAUUGUCAACUCCCCGGUUAUCACGGCUGCCAUCAACAAGGACUUGAACAAAGUCUACCUCUCUGACCCUGUGAUUUUCACCAUCAGACAUCUACAGCAAUCUGAAGAGAACUUCAACCCCAACUGUUCGUUCUGGAGUUACUCCAAGAGAACUAUGACUGGUUACUGGUCGACGCAGGACUGCCGCUUGCUCGGCACCAACAGGACACACACCACGUGCUCCUGCACCCAUUUAACCAAUUUUGCUGUCCUCAUGGCCCAUGUGGAUGUCAAGAACACAGACCCUGUUCAUGACAUGCUUCUUGAUGUCAUUACUUGGGUUGGCAUCCUCCUGUCGCUGGUCUGCCUGCUUAUCAGCCUCUUCACCUUCUGCUUCUUCCGCGGCCUCCAGAGUGAUCGGAACACCAUCCAUAAGAACCUCUGCAUCAGCCUGUUCAUCGCCGAGUCCCUGUUCCUUGUGGGGAUCAAUCGGGGUGACCAGCCGAUUGCUUGUGCUGUCUUCGCUGCCCUGCUCCACUUCUUCUUUCUGGCAGCGUUCACAUGGAUGUUCCUGGAGGGCGUGCAGCUCUACAUCAUGCUGGUGGAGGUGUUUGAGAGCGAGCACUCACGUCGCCGCUACUUCUACAUGGUGGGCUACGGCGUUCCCGCGCUAAUUGUGGCGGUUUCUGCUGCAGUGGACUACCGCAGUUACGGCACCGAUCGAGUUUGCUGGCUUCGCCUGGACACCUACUUCAUUUGGAGUUUCAUAGGACCAGCAACCUUGAUAAUUAUGCUCAAUGUGAUCUUCCUGGGCAUCGCUCUCUACAAGAUGUUCCAUCACACAGCCAUCUUGAAACCAGACUCCGGUUGCCUGGAUAACAUCAACUACCGUUAUUAUGAUGGAUGUGUUAUUGUAGAAUGGCACUGCUAUCAGGAUUAUGAACCUAAGAUCAAAUCAUGGGUGAUUGGGGCCAUUGCCUUGCUAUGUCUGCUGGGCCUGACCUGGGCCUUUGGCCUGAUGUAUGUCAACGAGAGCACGGUGGUCAUGGCCUACCUGUUCACCAUCUUCAACUCCCUGCAGGGAAUGUUCAUCUUCAUCUUUCACUGUGUGCUGCAGAAGAAGGUGCGUAAGGAGUAUGGAAAAUGCCUGCGUACUCACUGCUGCAGUGGCAAAAGUGUGGACAGCUCCAUCGGCUCAGGAAAAGGCACCGCCUCUCGUGCUCCAGGACGUUACUCGACAGGCUCACAGAGCCGCAUCCGUCGAAUGUGGAAUGACACAGUCAGAAAACAGUCAGAGUCCUCUUUUAUGACCGGCGACAUCAACAGCUCUGCAUCACUCAACAGAGGGGCUAUGGCUAACCAUCUUAUACCUAAUGCACUCCUACGUCCUCAUGGCACUAACAAUCCCUAUAAUACAUUGCUUGGGGAAUCGGCAGUCUAUAACAACCCUCUGGGCAUGUACAACACACAAGAGCCCUACAGAGAGACAAAGGGAAUCCUGAACAAUGCCCGGGAUACAAGUGUCAUGGAUACUCUACCACUGAAUGGUAACCAUGGCAACAGCUACAGCAUCGCCAGCGCUGAGUACAUGAGUGACUGCGUCCAGAUCAUUGAUCGGGGUUAUAACCACAAGGAGACCACCCUGGAAAAGAAGAUCCUGAAAGAGCUCACCUCCAAUUAUAUCCCCUCCUACCUCAACAAUUCCCAUGAGCGCUCAACUGAGCAGAACCGGAACCUUAUGAAUAAGCUGGUCAAUAAUGUUAGCAACGGUGGCAAGGACAGUGGCUACGGGAUGGGCUUGGGAGUGGGGAUAGGCAUGAAUGUGGCGCUGAGCCUGGAUGACCACUCCACCUUUGGUCCACACCACGACGAAGGCCUGGGCCUGGAGUUAAUCCGUGAGGAGUCUAAUGCCCCGCUGUUACCUCAAAGACCACCCCCGUCACUGCAGGCGGUGGACAACCUUAACAAUCACCUCCACCAGUCAGCACCGCCGCCCCUUCCACUGCCCCACCACCCCUUCUCGUCCGCCACCACUUCCUCCUCGUCUCGAAGGAGGAUCCCCCAGGAGAACAGCGAAAGUUUCUUUCCCUUACUUACUAAUGAGCACACCGAUGACGAGGCCUCGUCCCCCAGGCACAACCACCAGAGAGACUCCCUCUAUACCAGUAUGCCCAUGCUGCCCGGCCUGCCCGACGUGUCUGCAGAAUCUGCUGACGGCUCCAAGGACGGGGGGGACACCAAGAGCCCAGAGGACAUCUCGGACGACGUUUACUACAAGAGCAUGCCCAACUUGGGUUCACGUAACCACCUCCAUCAGCUGCACUCCUACUACCAGCUAGGACGGGGCAGCAGUGACGGAUUCAUCGUGCCCCCAAACAAAGAGGAUCUAUCUCCAGAAGAGGCCCAGCCGGAGCCCUCGCACCUAGUCACUAGCCUAUAGGCCCAACAUCCUCCCGCUCCUCCAGUGUCCCUCCUAUUACCGUAGUCCUCUUCCCCUUGUCCCGUUGUUCCAUCAGUCGUUGGCAGUGGUAGCCCUUCUUUUUAUUCUGUGUACCGAAGACUGAGGCAGAGCAAAUGGCUGUACUCUCGCUGUUGCUGACCACAAACAGGAUAAUGAUUGCUAUGUAUGGGGGCUCAUAUGUGACUAUAUUUGGUUAAACAUUGCGGGAAUCUGUUGAUGUUGUGUUCCCCCCACCCUCCAACCCUGUGUGGUUUGGCGUGUUUUGUCUCAGUGUGAAAAGAGACAAUUACUCACACAGAUUUUUAGGUCUCAGAGGUGUAGUCUGACAGUCAAAAUGAACUACAUAGUCCCAAACUAUACAAGUCUAAACUACAGACUUUACCAGAAUAAAUGGGAAAUUUAAAAAAAAAGGACUAUUUUAUUAUACUUCUGUAUCUAUAUUGACUUUUUGAAAGAUUUUCUUCCUCUUUGGUGCGUUGCAGCACAUUUUGUUUGCUGAAGUGACCCUUCAAUGGAAAAAAGACAAAAACUAAAAAAACAACACAAACACAUUUUGAACAAUUACCAUGAAGGAAUUAUUGAUAGUAUGCUUUCAAGCAUAGCUGUUCUUUUUUUCUUUCAUUUUACUGUAAUAACAGUUGUUAAAAGAGGGAGAAAAAAACUAAUAAAGAGAAUUAUGAGAUAUUUCUAUGUAAUUGUACAGAUAACUAGCAUUGCACACAAUAGUAUGCUUUUUUGUUCCGAACAAACCCUUUGUCUCUGUAAAUGUAGUGGUUAGGAGCAAUUUUGUUCAGUUGUGCUGGCCUUUCUCCGUUUCUGGUACCGGUCUGUUUUUUGUUUUCCUCUUUUAUCACUUUCCAAGAAAUGAUGAUCUAAAUAGAAGCAAAUAACACAAAAGAUAUCACAACAAAACACGCAUUUUUGUGCUGCAUAUUCAUCAUUGUUUUCAGGUCUAUUUUCUGUUUCCAUUUGAUUUCUUUUCCCUUUUUUUUACUGUGUAGAUAGCAGAGCUCUGAUUCACAGAUCGUCAAGGAGACAGAAUAAGUCCAAGUUAAUCAUGAGGUGUCCCUCAGAAAGGUGCAUAGUGCAUUGUGCAUCACUAUUGGCUUUCGAAAGCGCUUUUGCUUCUCAGAAAGAGAACAAAUUGAACAUUGAUGAGCACUAGGUACAAAAAAGGAAAGAUGGUUGUUUUACUUAUUAAAGAAAAAGCUUUUGGAGUGAGAAAAAACUGGAAGUGUUUUUGUUUUGUUUUUUUCUUCGAGGAGAAAAUAUAUUUAUUUAUUUGUUUAAAUAAACAGUAAUACAUUGGAGAAUGGAAGUACGUUUAGUGGCACAGUUUUUAUUAUUGGCUAUGAUUAUGGCUUCUUAUUUAUUCAUUUUUGUAAUGGUUUCCAAGUUGAAUGACCUCUUAACUAAUAUUUGUUGUAACAGUGAAACUUGUUUGCCAACAAAUAAAUUACUGAUUAAGAUUUAUCACUUAGCUAUGACAAAAGUUCUGGUGUUUUGUCUGGAUCUUGGAACUCUUUUAUAUGGAUAACAGCGAAGGACCUCCAAAUGAUGGAACGAUCAAGCCUUUUUUUUUUUUAUAUCAGUUAAAUUCUCUCAUUAGCCCUCUGUCCAUUUUAGUGCCAAAUACAUUUUGGCCCAGCAACAGUGGAUGUGCUGUGUAUGCUCUGGUCUGCUUUACAAUAGAAGCAAUGAUUUCAUAAGCUGUAAUAAAUAUUUCAAUAUCA
Sander lucioperca (pikeperch) is the source of this 7508-nucleotide messenger RNA. Its product is annotated as adhesion G protein-coupled receptor L3. Bases 1033 to 5754 code for a protein of 1573 amino acids. Gene Ontology annotation, cellular component: glutamatergic synapse; membrane; cell-cell junction. Gene Ontology annotation, biological process: adenylate cyclase-activating G protein-coupled receptor signaling pathway; synapse assembly; cell surface receptor signaling pathway. The transcript has 28 exons. Gene Ontology annotation, molecular function: carbohydrate binding; G protein-coupled receptor activity. NCBI's taxonomy places the organism in Eukaryota, Metazoa, Chordata, Actinopteri, Perciformes, Percidae. The record is from RefSeq and is a predicted model, not a curated record.